AGGGGGAAAAUACCAGAAAUGUCGAAGCAAUGUGGUUGAAAAUGUGGCCCAAGUAAUCUGCUGCCACGUACCAUGGAGUAUAGCAUUAUAGAGUCGAAGUGAGGCUCAGUCUAACUCCAUAAUAUACAGACCGGGAUCAAAAGUCUCCUGAUCAUAGCCCCCUCUUCCUUGGUAUAUAUGUAUCUCUUCUCUCUUCUUAUUUCUCGAUCACAAAACACCAUCCACAAUCAUGGCGGCCAUCAAAGUACAUGGAACCCCUUUCUCAACAGCUUCGGCUCGAGUUCUGGCUACCCUUUAUGAGAAAGAGGUUGAAUUUGAGUUUGUUCCGGUAGACAUGAAAGCUGGGGAACAUAAGAAGGAGUCCUUCCUGUCCAUCAAUCCGUUUGGUCAAGUUCCAGGCUUUGAACAUGGAGAUCUAAAACUCUUUGAAUCAAGGGCAAUUACAAAGUACGUUGCCAACGAGUAUGCUGAGAAGGGGACCGACUUGGUAUGCGGAGACUCUAAGAAGAAAGCAAUCAUAGGGUUGUGGAUGGAGGUGGAGGCCCACCAAUUUGACCCGGUAACUUCGAAGCUUACCUGGGAGCUGGCAGUCAAGCCAAUGUAUGGCAUGGCUACAGAUAAAGCAGUUGUGGAGGAGAACGAAGCUAAGCUGGCUAAGGUCCUUGAUGUCUAUGAGAGUCGACUGGCUAAGUCGAAGUACCUGGGAUGUGAAAGCUUCACCUUGGUAGAUCUGCACCACCUGCCCAAUGUACAUUACUUGAUGGGCACUGAGAUUAAGAAGCUCUUUGAUUCCCGCCCCCAUGUCAGUGCGUGGAUAGCCGAUAUCACAGCGAGGCCAGCUUGGUCGAAGGUCCUUGCCAUGCAAAAGCAACAGUAAGGAGUAAACUGUUGUUAUGGUGCUCUAGGGUGUCAUUUGAACUCAAUAAGUAUGUGUUUCAGUCUCCCUUGUUCAGUGUUUGGACUUCUGUUAUCGGGUCGUUCUCUCUAUGAGUGUUACUGGUCUUUUCCAAUCAGUUUUCAAAUUGAAGGGCUUCAAGUUUAUGC
Juglans microcarpa x Juglans regia is the source of this 1044-nucleotide messenger RNA. Its product is annotated as glutathione S-transferase-like. Gene Ontology annotation, molecular function: glutathione transferase activity; glutathione binding. Gene Ontology annotation, cellular component: cytoplasm. The transcript is spliced from 3 exons. The record is from RefSeq and is a predicted model, not a curated record. The coding region runs from base 230 to 877 and encodes 215 amino acids. Lineage: Eukaryota; Viridiplantae; Streptophyta; Magnoliopsida; Fagales; Juglandaceae.